Molecule: messenger RNA, 1515 nt
Organism: Trichoderma reesei QM6a
Lineage: Eukaryota; Fungi; Ascomycota; Sordariomycetes; Hypocreales; Hypocreaceae
Exons: 2
Coding region: 1-1515 (504 amino acids)
Biological process (GO): DNA repair
Cellular component (GO): nucleus
Molecular function (GO): DNA binding; catalytic activity
Source: RefSeq, a predicted model, not a curated record
AUGCCAACCUCAUUCGGCGAAAGUAUCCUUUCCGUCUUCGAUGUCUGGGAUGAUUCGUUGACGCUUCUCUCGGAGAUUUUGGAAUCUGGGAAUGCGCCAACCGAUGAACUGCGCUCCCUCUUGGACCAGAGCCUGGUUGGUGGCGCGGAAGACUGGCAUUAUCUGAUCGAAUGUGCACAGUCAAUUCGAUGCGCUCAAGGUCGGUAUCCCGAAAGCCUCGACGGCGGCGAUAUACUCAGCUUCGUCUGGGAGAUCUCCAAGGGAGGCGAGGUUGAUGUUGAAUCACCGAUUCCUGGGCCCUGGGGAGAAACAGAUCGAUUAAUCGCACUCGCCAAGGACUUGGAGAGAGACGUCGAUAUCUCUCCAGUUGCUCCACGACCAAGCCAAGAAUCCUUACGACGACAACGUGUCAAGAAACAACGCCCGGGAGCAACGUCCCAUUACUGGUCCGACGAACCUUUUGACCAGAAUUGCGACAGAAGACACGAGCAGCACAGCGUUCUCAACUCCCGCAUCGCCAGAACCCACCAUUGUCGAGACAGUCAAUUAGUGUUGCAACAACAAGCUGCCCACCCAGAACUCGGGGCUGCCUUAAGUGCUGCCACAUCUGGUUCGGACACGCAAUUCUCGAAUAACAUGUCCUCGCUUGAUUACGAGAAGCCACAUAGCAAACGCUCAGCAACGUCGCCGUACUUUAUUCAGAACCCGUCACCGAAGAAGGAGUCUCCCAAGAAGAAGCGCCCACCGGCAGGGACAAUAUCCUGUAUUCCAUUUCCAAGUCUCGAGUCGUCAUCAUUUGGGAUCAUCCAAGAGGAGCUGGCUCACGAUCCAUUUUGGCUGCUCGUUGCGGUCACGUUCCUCAUCAAGACGAAUGGACAGUUGGCUCUGCCUGCGUUUUGUCGAGUGAGGGAGCGGUUUCCCACGCCGUCUCAUCUCUUGGAUCCGUCCGUCAGGGAGGAACUUCUGGGCAUGAUCCGGCAUUUGGGACUAUCCAAUGUACGGCUUGCAUAUAUACUGAGGUACGCGACAGCCUUUAUGCAACAGCCGCCGACACCUGGUGUGUGCUACCGAGUGAAGAAUUACGACAAGCGAGCCGUGAGCCCUCCGCCAUACCGAUACAGCAACGGCGAUGACGCGCAGGAGGACAUGGAGCCGCCGUGUUCACCCUCUGAUGGCGGCGAUGAAGACCUCGAGGCGUGGGAGAUUGGCCAUAUGACUCAGGGCAAGUAUGCUAUUGACAGCUGGCGCAUAUUCUGUCGCGACGAGCUGCUAGGGCGGGCCGAGGAUUGGAACGGGAAGGGCCGUGAGCCUGAAUUUCAGCCCGAGUGGAUGAGGGUGAGACCGGCGGACAAGGAGCUGCGAGCCUGCCUGCGCUGGAUGUGGAUGCGCGAAGGCUGGGAAUGGGACCCAGCGACGGGCGAGCGUACGGUUUUGAGGGAGGAGAUGCGAAGGGCCGUCAACGAAGGGAGGGUCGAGUAUGACGAUGUUGGGGCGCUGAGGAUCGUGGCCGCGUGA